UCAUCGGUUACGGAUUACGGUUACGGUUAGGGCGGGCGUGAUCAGAACAACCGAGGAAGUGUGUCGGGACCAUUGUCAAACCGAAAGUUGAUUUUGUUUGCGUCCAUAUUUCCUUCGAGAGGAAUUUUCUUUCCUAAUGGGACUGAUCUGCAUUAUAUGAGGGUAGGAGAUGAUGGAAUCUAGAAAUGAAGCCCAGCAUUUGGUGGAAUGUGACCUGUGUCAGCAACCAGUCUCGUUUUUCUGCAGACGAUGCGGGGUCAAUCUCUGCGACCCCUGUGUCACCAUACAUCUACGCGCGAAAUCUACAAACGUUCAUGAAAUUGUAGAUUUCGCCAGCAAGGAUGAUGACGACACAUGCCAUUGUGAUUCCCACCCCAAAAACGAUUGUUCUGCAUACUGUAAAACGUGUGAUGCCCCGAUUUGCAUCCUUUGUGUAUCUAUCAAACACAAAUCGCACGAAAUGUCUGAGCUGUCCGAUAAAAUUGAAGAACUUUUAAAAGUUAUUGCAAAGGAAAAUGAUCGACUUCAGUCAUCCAAACAUGAAUUAGAAAGAAUUCUGGAACACACGACGAAGCUGCUGUCCUCAAUAUCCUCGAUUUACAAACAGAGGAAAGAUGAAGUUACAGCGCGGGGAGAAGAGUGGCACAAACAGAUCGAGGAGACCAUGAAAAAACUUCACCAGGAACUGGAUGACAUGCAAAAGGAACACGAGGCUGAACUACAGAAACAAAAGAAAGAAUUUGAAAAAAUGAUUGGAAAAGUGGACGAAAUGAACGGGAAAACAGUAAAAUUAAAGAAAUCAAAAAAUGUUAAAGAAAUGCAGACUUUUGUGCCAGUGAUUCAGAAUCAUCAGAAUUUAAAUGAGUUCUCACAGUAUUCAUUUCCGUCAUUUUAUGAAUGCAAAAUAGAUCCAAAUUAUAUGCAAACUUAUUUUGGAUACGUUGAAAAAUUGCCAGAGAAAAAAUCUUCGCUCUUGGAAGAUGAAUUCAAAGAAAGGGAGUUACCGGGUAGAAGAAUAUUAGAUGUACCAACAGUUACUUCUGUUAUAGACACUGGGUUUCCUGCUGAUAAAAAUAAUAAUGGUCUGUAUGGCAUGGCCGUUACCGACGAUAACAAAGUGUGGAUGGGAGGAAUAAGCUACGAACUGAAGUUGUUUGAUCUCCAGGGACACCUCCACCACACCGUCAGCAUUACUGUCACAGGCUUGUACUUAUGUUUGUACAACAAACAAGUAGUGUACAUUGAUCAAAAUAAUAAAGCCGUGAAAUUGAUAUCUGACACCAACACUGUGGUGACAAUGUUCACUACCGGGGACUGGAGGCCAUACAGUGUCACAAGCGCCGCGUCCGGUGAUCUACUGGUCUGUCUCCGUAAAGACGAUCAGUCCAAAGUCGUCCGAUACAGCAGUACCGGUACCGUGCUCCAGGAAAUCCAGUACGACUCGCAGUGUCAACCUCUGUACAUAUGGGCGGUUUACAUCACUGAGAAUGUUAACGGGGACAUCAUUGUAACUGACUGGGAGAAAAAAGCAGUCAUUGCUGUCGAUAGAUUGGGCAUAUUCCGGUACUCGUAUUCGGGGAAGGACAGUGAAUUUUUCGCUUGUUCAGUCGUCACUGAUUCUGUCGGUCACGUCAUCGUGACAGGUGGUGUUGGUAAAAAGAUUUCCAUGCUGGACAGAGACGGGCGAUUCCUGAGGUACAUCAUUCCUGAAGGAGGAAUAAAAGAUCCACACGGCGUGUGUAUCCUUGGUGACGGUGAUAUGAUGGUGGGAGAGUGUCUGACCGGAAUCGCCAAAAGAAUCAAAUAUCUAGAAAAAUGAAGGCACGUCUGUGUUAUUUCUCAUUCUGUUACAGUUCUAGUAAUUGGUAUUUGACAUUCAUGUAUACAUGUAUGACUUUGACUUUUACUAUUUCUACAACUUUACUGCAUAGGUCUAGUAUCCACUUAUAUAUAAUACUGUAUAGCGAAAAGCAAAACAAAAACAAAAACAAAAAAACCCAAAAAACAAUACCACAACACCUCUUAAUUAAUGAUAGAAUCUAUAUAUCAUUAGAUGUUGCGAUAUACAGGAUUGCAUAAAGCAAAACAAUUCAAUAAUAUUACUUGAUUUUGGAUUUUAACAGUAUAAUCAUUAAUCUUGAUUCGCUAAUGAAAUGUUUGUUUCCAUUUUAUCAAAAUUUUUGUAACGUCAGAAAUCAGUACAGUGCCAGGUAAUCUGUCUGGAGCUGUAUUCGUUGUGUGGGAACGGAGGAGUUAAAGAAAUAUUAGUAUACCGAUAUUUUAAUGAUGAUCAUGUAUAUAGACAUUUUAUUUCGCUUCAGUCAAUUAAAUGUAUAUAUAUGCUAUUGAUUACGUCAUUUGCUUUUAUGAUAAUAAAUGAUAUAUU
Molecule: messenger RNA, 2386 nt
Organism: Magallana angulata
Lineage: Eukaryota; Metazoa; Mollusca; Bivalvia; Ostreida; Ostreidae
Exons: 2
Coding region: 170-1819 (549 amino acids)
Molecular function (GO): zinc ion binding
Source: RefSeq, a predicted model, not a curated record